Molecule: messenger RNA, 726 nt
Organism: Eimeria tenella
Lineage: Eukaryota; Apicomplexa; Conoidasida; Eucoccidiorida; Eimeriidae
Product: SAG family member
Source: RefSeq, a predicted model, not a curated record
AUGAUUCGGCUCGUUUUUAUUCCACUCGUUGUCGUGCUUGGGUUCCGCGGACGCAAGAAGCAUUUUACUCCUAUGAAUGAGGCAGGAACAGCCGCGGGACUGCCUGCGUUUGGUGAGUCGACCAAAGAUGGACAACUGCUGCCGGAACAUGCUGGUUCGGGAAAAACGGUAAUACCCGAAACUUUAUGGAACCAAGUCUGCGAGAAAAUAAUGGGGCUAAGCCAUGAAAUCGAAAAACUGGUGGGAACACCCGCUUAUUGCGCUGGAGAAAAGGACUGCGAAGCGGCAGUGCAACACUGGACGGACGGGUUCUCUCUCUUCAAUAACAAGCUGCCGCCAAAUUACGCAGAGCUGAACAACCCUGAUGUCUAUACCGACAACGGUGUCUCCUUUGUUGCUCUGUAUAACCCCAAGGCGAGCCCUGUGGCCAGCUGCGCCUUCGUCACUUGCACAAAAACAAGUGCAUUUGCUCCCCAGCGCUCUAGAAGCCCCGAUGUCCGGUCAUUAAGAAGACUUCAAAAUGAGCCCCAAAGAACUACUACUGCCGUUAUCUGCUUGACAAAUCCGGAGGCACUGAAGACUGGAGAAGCGCCAUUCAAGGAAGAGGAAUGGCAGAAGAUUGUUCAAGCUAUAGUUGGUACUGAAGAAUGCAACGGGGCCUCACACGUGAGGACGUCAUUGGCACUUGGGCUCAUAAUGAUGAUUUCUUCCUACGGUCCUUUUUAG